Molecule: messenger RNA, 923 nt
Organism: Photinus pyralis (common eastern firefly)
Lineage: Eukaryota; Metazoa; Arthropoda; Insecta; Coleoptera; Lampyridae
Product: 40S ribosomal protein S6-like
Exons: 5
Coding region: 116-871 (251 amino acids)
Biological process (GO): translation
Cellular component (GO): ribosome
Molecular function (GO): structural constituent of ribosome
Source: RefSeq, a predicted model, not a curated record
AACAAAACAACAUUUGUAAUUUGUUACUAAACUCUUCGGUUUUGCGGCGGAAGGUACAUCUGCUGGUUCUGGAAUCGUGUUGACGUGUUGGUUAACAUUAGCUUCUGUUUAAAACAUGAAGCUAAAUGUUUCGUUCCCGGCAACGGGAUGUCAGAAGCUAUUCGAAGUUGUAGAUGAGCACAAAAUACGUAUAUUUUACGAGAAGCGUAUGGGUGCCGAAAUUGAGGCUGAUCCUCUAGGAAAUGAAUGGAAAGGCUAUGUUCUCAAAAUUACAGGCGGCAAUGACAAGCAAGGGUUCCCAAUGAAACAAGGAGUGCUAACAAACGGUCGUGUUAGGUUGUUACUGUCGAAGGGACACUCAUGUUACCGACCUCGUCGUACAGGUGAAAGGAAAAGAAAAUCUGUAAGAGGCUGUAUUGUUGAUGCCAAUCUAAGUGUUUUGGCACUAGUUAUUGUUCGGAAAGGUGAACAGGAAAUUCCUGGACUUACAGACACUACUAUACCACGUAGAUUAGGGCCCAAACGGGCAUCUCGUAUUCGUAAGCUAUUUAACUUAACUAAAGAGGAUGAUGUACGUCAAUAUGUUGUAAAACGUCCAUUGCCUCAAAAGGAUGGUAAAAAACCAAGGUUUAAGGCACCUAAAAUUCAAAGAUUAAUUACGCCCAGUGUAUUACAGAGAAAACGCCAUCGAUUGGCUCUUAAGAAGAAGCGUUGUCUGAGACGCAAGGAGCAAGCGGACAGCUAUGCCAAAUUAUUGGCCCAACGUAAAAAGGAAACUAAAGCAAAGAAGCUAGAAGCGAAACGUCGAAGAUCUGCAAGUUUAAGGGAGAGUAAGUCGAGCACUCAAAGUGCUACCAAGGAAACUAAGUGAAUAUUUAAUGUAUUUAUGUGGGUAAUUCAAUAAAGAUUGUUUUUACUCAAAU